Messenger RNA from Ostreococcus lucimarinus CCE9901, 1870 nucleotides. RefSeq lists its product with no specific name. The coding region runs from base 7 to 1812 and encodes 601 amino acids. The transcript has a single exon. The record is from RefSeq and is a predicted model, not a curated record. NCBI's taxonomy places the organism in Eukaryota, Viridiplantae, Chlorophyta, Mamiellophyceae, Mamiellales, Bathycoccaceae.
CGCGUCAUGGCGGUCGUCGCCGCCGGCGGCGCGCCGCGCGACGACACCGCGCUCUUGGCGCGAAGCGACGACGCGCGCGAUGACGACGCGCGCGCGACGCGCGCGCGCGCGACGAGCGCGACGUUUCGCUCGGUCGGUGGUUUGGUGCUCCUAACGCUUGGGUGUUACGCGAUGGUUCUCGACGGUGCGCGCGAACGCGGCGACGGCGCGCCGGCGCGAUCGGCGCGGACGUCGAGCGCGCGUUCGCCGCUCACGUCGCUCGGCGUCGGCGCGAGCGAGGCGAGAGGGACGAUGGAGCUGGUUGAUAGUUUUCGCGCUCGGGCGAUCGGCAACGCGAUUAGAAGCGAGCUCGAGGGACGGCCGCAGCGCGUUUACGAUAUCGGCGGCGAGAACGGCACGGAGUUCUUGGAAGAUGUCAUGGAGUACGUCAAAGAUGAUGAAGCGGGCGUGAUGCGAGUGGCGCAUUUGGGUGGGGGUCGCGACGACGACGGCGACGUCGGCGGGACGGAAAAGUUGUUGCGGUCCUUGCGCCGAGCGCGCGCAGCUUUGAAGGAGAGACAAGAGGCGGACACGGCCGCGGUGGGACAUAGAAAAAUGAUGAUGCGCGGAAAGUCGAAGGCGGAUCGACCGGUGAAGGAGCGUUCUUCCACGACGCAGGCGACUCGUCACGUCAAGGAGAAAGGCCCAACACCUGGGGGCACGCCGAAGAAGAGUCGUCACGAGCAUUUGCAGCGCGUCGAGGCAAUGUGGAGGGAUGACUUGAUUAGCAACGCCGAUUUUAUCGCGGAUUACGGCGAUCAUGUUUUCCAAAACGGUCAAGGCGACUCACGGGCGACUCGUGAGAUCGGCGUUGCGUCGUCGCUUUCAAGUAAGGCGUCACUCGAGGGGCUGAAUAUUUUGCGUCGGCGUUACUACAGCAAUAGCAGUGAAGACGCCGCUACACCACUGCUGGGUGGCCAAAGAUCGUGCAAGAUUCUGUACUUUUACCACAUUCCUCGCACGGGCGGCGGAACGUUGCUUACCUUCUUUUCGCGUCUCGGCGUAGACGUUCAACGAUUCGAGCGCUCAAAGUACGCGAAGGAGGGAUCGGAUCUCGCACAAUUACAAGCGCUCGACGAAGAUGAGCACUGGAAACGCGUGACAGAUCGCGUUCUCAACCCCGGAAAUCACGUCAUCGCUCAUCACGUCGGUCGAUCGGGGUUGUUAGGUAUGGAGGAAAGGCUGGCGUCGCUGCGCAAACGCGCCAAGCUUCGUCGAUGCGAGCUGAAGUCGUUCACGGUGAUGCGAGAACCUCUUCUUCGCGAUAUGAGCGACGUCGUCGCGAGAAAUGCAUCCGAGCCUCUCGCAUCGAACGCACAGGCCCGUUUUCUGCUCGCAAACGCGGGUACGAAGGACGCGACGUCCAUUCUACCCGCGCGUUUAACGAGCGAAACCGCGUCUUUGCCGGAUGUUUUCUCGACCACCGCCGACCUCCUCCUGCGCAACUUCGACUGGUUCUUCACCUUGGAGCACCCCAAAGCGGUGGUUCACGCCGUCACGGCGUUUUUCAGCGUCCCGAGCGAAGCCACCACCGCAUCGCUCGAGGCGUCCAUGCGUCACGUGAGCGAUUACUCCCGCGCCGAAGCCGCCGCCGUCGACGCCGUCGUUCGCGCCCACGCCGACGCCCAGGAGGCCGAUUGGCUCGAUCGCAAGCUCUACGCCUGGGCUCGCGCGCGCGAGACCACGGACAUUUCCCUCGAUUCCGACGACUCCACGACGCGCGAGCGCUCGAUUCCAGACGUUCGCGGUUUUCUUCAAUCCUUUUUCCUCUGACGAGCGCGACGGCGCGACUGCGCAACUGUAACGACGUCGUCGAUUUGAUUUGAUUUGA